Molecule: messenger RNA, 2055 nt
Organism: Knipowitschia caucasica
Lineage: Eukaryota; Metazoa; Chordata; Actinopteri; Gobiiformes; Gobiidae
Source: the annotation of a GenBank genome assembly
AUGGCCAAUUUUAUAUUAAGGAAAGCUGAACCCAAUGAUGUGACUGAUAUUUUACGACUCAUCAAGGAACUUGCCAAAUUUGAGGAAAUGGAGGAGCAGGUCAAGCUGACUGAAAAAGAUCUACUUGAAGAUGGAUUUGGGGAUCAUCCAUUUUACCACUGCCUGGUUGCAGAAGUACCAAAAGAACAACAAAGCACAUAUGGUCACAGUGUUGUUGCGUUUGCCAUGUACUACUUCACAUAUGACCCUUGGAUUGGAAAACUACUUUACUUAGAGGACUUUUAUGUUAUGGAAGAUUUCCGUGGCUUUGGUAUUGGCUCGAAGAUCCUCAAGGUGCUCAGUGAGACUGCUGUGAAGACCCGCUGCAGCAGCAUGCACUUUAUUGUUGCAGAAAACAAUUCAAAGUCCAUCGAAUUUUACAAGCGCAGAGGAGCCUCUGACUUAUCCUCUGAAGAGGGCUGGCGCCUUUAUGCAAUAGAGAAAAAGGACUUGACGGCGGCCUUGGCUCUGGAUGAGCGGGGGGCUGUAGCAGGACAAGACCUCCAGACGCCUUCAGUGGAGCUCCAGGAGAAACCCAUAACCCCUCCUUCUCUGCUUCUCCGCGGCCCGCCCAAACAACACAGACGCGGGAGAGAGGCCAUCCCUCCCGGCAGCAGCAGUAAUCUGCUCUCCAGUUACAAAUGCAGUGCGAGGACAAUGGAUGAGGAUGACACCAGGCUUUCUAUACAAUCCAGAGAGCCUAAGUUAAUACUACACGAAUCGGAUGAGGGUGGUGCCGGCGGGCAGUUUGUUGUGGAGCUUCAAGAGACUGUGUUGGUAUCAGAAGGCGAGGGGGAAGGCAUGGCGGUUCACAGGUUUGCCUCAGAAGAGCUAGUCAUCCAGGAUGCAGUUGAGGAUGUGGUUUCUGAGUAUGUACACUGCGAUGAAGAUGAAGAUGUUGCUGUAGAGACCUGUGUGAUGGCCCUAGAGGGAGACGAGGAAGGAGUAGCCAUGAGUGACAUCCCAGAGGACGGCUUGGACACAGAGCAGCAGGACGAGGACCAGGACGGUUGUGGGGACUACUUGAUGAUAUCUUUGGAUGAAGCUGGUAAAAUGGUGUCUGACGAUGGGACAGAAGUGACAGUGGAGGGGGCUGUGGAGGAUCAUGAAGUGGAGAAGGAUGAGGAUGGACAAGAAGUAAUCAAAGUAUAUAUCUUCAAAGCAGAUUCUGGAGAGGACGACAUGGGUGAAUCUGUAGACAUCAGUGACAAUGAGAGUAUGGCAAUAGCUGACGCUGGACAUCCACUGAGAGAAAAAAUGGUUUACAUGUCUGUUGGAGAUUCUCGUCACAAUCAAGGAAAUCACGGUGCUGAUGAUGGUGAGGGUUGUGAAAAUCGUAACGGGGCUGCUAGUGCACUGCUGCACAUUGAUGAGUCGGAUAGAAUUGAUGAACUCGGCAGGCAGAGGAACAAGAAGAGGAGAUCUGAACCUCGGCAGGUGCAGACAGCCAUCAUCAUUGGACCAUAUGGGCAGCCUCUAACGGUCUAUCCAUGUAUGCUUUGUGGAAAGAAGUUCAAGUCGCGUGGUUUCCUUAAACGACAUACUAAGAACCACCAUCAGGAUGUUCUCACCAGGAAAAAGUACCAGUGUACAGACUGUGAUUUCACAACUAAUAAGAAGGCUAGCCUCCACAACCACAUGGAGGAGCAACAGGCAUCUCCUGAAAAGACUGAACCUAAGCGACCAGAAGCAACCACUCCAACAGUCUCCCCUAAAAAGUCUGCCAGCAGCUCCAGUGGCUCUGGGACACCGGCCAGGGUGAGCGCUGCCAGUCUCGCCAGCAGUGUCACAGUAGUGAUUGGCAAAGGACAAAAGGAGAGAAGAAUUUACCAGUGCCAGUAUUGUGACUACAGCACGGGGGAUGCUUCAGGGUUCAAAAGGCACGUCAUUUCUAUUCACACAAAAGACUAUCCUCAUCGCUGUGAAAUCUGCUCUAAAGGUUUCAGACGGCCCUCAGAGAAAAACCAGCACAUUUUGCGUCAUCACAAAGACGUGGCCCAUGCAGAGGGACUCUAA